CGUCGCUGCUGCUGCUGCUGCUGCCUCCCUUCGCGUCUGCCCCCGCGGCCCACGCCCGCAGCGCCUCGGCUCGGCUCGGCUGCUCCACUUCUACCCCGCGCCUCCCCCGAGAUCGGAAUCGCCGCCCUCCCUCCGCCAUGGCGCCGUCUCUGCUCGGGGGGUUCACCAAGUCGCUGGCCAUGACCGUGCUCUCCGAGAUCGGGGACAAGACCUUCUUCGCCGCCGCGAUUCUGGCUAUGCGCCAUCCCAGGAAACUUGUCCUGGCAGGCUGUUUGUCUGCACUAAUAGUGAUGACAGCUCUAUCAGCUUCUCUAGGUUGGGCUGCACCAAAUCUGAUUUCACGUAAAUGGACUCACCAUGUAACUACUCUGUUGUUCUUUGUAUUUGGCAUUUGGUCAUUGUGGGAAGGCUUCAAGGAAGAUGGAGAUUCGGAAGAAUUGGCUGAAGUUGAAGCAGAGCUGGAUGCUGCCUUUAAGAGUAAUAAAGGUGAAUCUAAAAAUAAAUCUAAGGCAAAUGAUGAUACGAAGAAACAGCAAAGACCAUUUCUCAUGCAGUUCUUCUCACCAAUUUUUAUAAAGGCAUUUUCUAUUACAUUCUUUGGUGAGUGGGGUGACAAGAGCCAGAUUGCUACUAUUGGCUUGGCUGCUGAUGAAAACCCAUUUGGUGUUGUCCUGGGUGGAAUCAUAGCGCAAGCAUUCUGCACUACUGCUGCUGUUCUUGGUGGAAAGAGCCUAGCUUCCCAGAUAUCUGAGAAGAUGGUUGAACUGUCAAGCGGAGUGCUCUUCCUGCUGUUCGGUAUCAUGUCCUUGCUCUCUGGACCAGAAGGAGAAUUGUAAUCCCUGCUCGAAGCCUUUUUCAGCUGGCUGAUUAACAUAUCUUUCUCUCCUUAGACCUAUCUUAUUUCAGUAGAUGAAUGAUGGCGACGAAACCCAGCCAUCCAUCGCAAACUGGAUGGUGAUUCAAUAGUUUAGCCGACACAUUGUAAACAUUUCACUCGUCCUUCAUAAAUAACUACAUGUUACACUGUAGCUAUUGCAUUCUGUUGUGCCCAGCACGUGAAAGUAUCUUUAGUAGAAGCUUCCUACAAUAUGAUGAAUAUGAUGUAAGAUUCUUGUUACUGGAAUUAUUUGUUAUCGCAA
Sorghum bicolor (sorghum) is the source of this 1139-nucleotide messenger RNA. Its product is annotated as GDT1-like protein 5. Lineage: Eukaryota; Viridiplantae; Streptophyta; Magnoliopsida; Poales; Poaceae. Gene Ontology annotation, molecular function: manganese ion transmembrane transporter activity; calcium ion transmembrane transporter activity. The record is from RefSeq and is a predicted model, not a curated record. The transcript has 12 exons. Gene Ontology annotation, biological process: Golgi calcium ion transport; Golgi calcium ion homeostasis; calcium ion transmembrane transport. Bases 138 to 836 code for a protein of 232 amino acids. Gene Ontology annotation, cellular component: Golgi apparatus.